This is a messenger RNA of Daldinia childiae, 1701 nucleotides long. Its product is annotated as Vegetative incompatibility protein HET-E-1. NCBI's taxonomy places the organism in Eukaryota, Fungi, Ascomycota, Sordariomycetes, Xylariales, Hypoxylaceae. The transcript is spliced from 2 exons. The record is from RefSeq and is a predicted model, not a curated record. Gene Ontology annotation, molecular function: protein binding. The coding region runs from base 1 to 1701 and encodes 566 amino acids.
AUGGACAAGCGUAGCCUCUUCCUUCGCGAACUCCCCAGCGUAUCAUGCCCGGAUCGUAAGGACAGAAACUGUGAGCGAAUAGAGGGGACCUGCGAAUGGUUCACAAGUCAUGAGACAUUUCGAAAGUGGCAAUGCGGCGAAACCUUAGGCUUACUCUGGGUAUCCGCAGAUCCAGGAUGCGGGAAAUCAGUUUUGGCGAGGCAUUUGGUGGAUAACGUCCUUCCAAAUACCAGUACGAGAUCCACAUGUUACUUCUUCUUCAAAGAUGAUUUUGAGGACCAGAGAAGUUUAGAAGGUGCUAUACGCUGUCUAUUGCAUCAACUCUUCUUUCAUAAGCCUGCUCUUCUUACCGAUGAGAUUGUCGACGGAUUCACCAAUAACAAACAACUCUUCUCUUCCUUCACCAGUCUUUGGGGUAUUCUUACGAGUGUUUCAUGCCAUGAUGAGGCUGGAGAGAUCAUUUGCAUUCUCGAUGCUCUAGAUGAAUGCGAAGAUAUCAACCGCCUGACUACAGCCCUAGAAAGGCUCUACGAGAACGGAGGCAAAUUCUCCCUCAAAUUUCUCUUAACCAGUCGACCAUACACUCAUAUUCGACGCGGAUUCCGACUUCUUGAGAAUCAGUACCCCGAAAUCCACUUAGAUGGAGCGAAUGAAGUUGAAGUCGAUAAGAUCUCAAGGGAGAUUGAUAUUGUCAUCAAAGCUAAUGCGAAGAAAACCGGCGAACGCCUUGACCUCGAAGACAGAGAAAUGCAGCUUCUUGAAGACGAACUUACCUGUAUCCCACACCGAACUUAUUUAUGGGUCUACCUUGUUUUCGACGUUAUAAAUAAUAGCGAAGGAAUUACAAAAGGACGCUUGAAAGAAAUUGUUCACCAACUUCCGGAGACAGUCGAGGCCGCAUAUGAGAAGAUUUUGUAUAGAAGUACCGACAUUUCGAAAGCCAGAAGACUUCUUCAUAUCGUCGUUGCGGCAGAGAGGCCACUGUCGUUGCAGGAAAUGGCAAUAGCGCUGGCUAUUAGAGAAGAUCACGAAUCCCCCAGCCAACUCGAGCUCGAGCCAGAAAAACGCUUCCAGGAUACAGUCAGAGGACUUUGCGGGCUCUUCGUUACUAUCGUAAAUUCUAAAAUUUAUUUGCUACAUCAAACAGCCAGAGAAUUUUUGGUUCACAACUCAUCAAGGCUCACUCUCACUAACACCAAAUGGCAAAACUCGUUUCAUCUCUCAGAAUCACAUCGUACAGUUGCAGAGAUAUGUAUCACUUACCUUUGCUUUCCGGAUCUUGAGGCUUCAGGCGAAGGUACCCUCCUAGUCUUUAUGGAUUAUGCUGCAAGGAAUUGGCCCGCUCACUUCCGUAGGGCCUCUAAUAAGAAUACGGAAAAGAUGUUACGUUGUGCAGAAUCCCUUUGCAACAGAGGCGAUCAAAGCCCCGACGAGUGGUUCAAAAUUUACUGGAGCACAGAAAGACCUUACCGAAAAAAAAAGGUCCCGAACGGGUUUUCUUCGUUGAUGAUGGCAUCAUUUUUAGGGCUAGAGGAAGUUGUUUAUAUGCUAUUAAAGGAGAAGAGUCCAGGCUUCUACACGCGAGACGAUUUAUGUGGCCAAUCUGCUUUAUUUUGGGCUUGUGCAGAGGGGCACGAGGCAGUUGUGAAAAUUCUCUUAGACUUCGGCACUAAGAAAUAUCACAGGGCUUUCAGGUUAUGA